AUGAAAAUGAUGAAUAUUAUAUUAUCGUUUUUCAUAUUAGUGAUUUCUAUAAAUGUUAAAGGUACUACUUUUCAAGAUGGAAAUAAUAACAUUCCUGAACCAAUUGGAUAUAUUUCGCUAGCUCAACCAAUUGCAUAUAUUUCGCUAGCUCAACCAACUGUAGUAUUCGCAUAUGAUAAAAAAAAACAUACUAAAUAUUUAGAUUUAAUUAAUAGUGUUUUAAAUGAACAAUCAAAAAAUACAAUAUAUGAAUUUGAAGGUGGCAAUUAUCAUUGGGUUAUAACAAACUUUGGUAUAUCUAUAGAUAAUUCUAGUCUUCGUUUGAAACUAUAUUUUUCUGAAAAAGAAAUUGAUGCAUUAAAAUUUGGAACAAAAUAUUUUAUAUCUUAUUUAAGAGAUAAUAUUAAAUACUUAUUUUCACGAUAUAUGGAUAAAUAUGAUUUUGAAAAAAACUAUGGUGGUGAUUUAAAAAAGUUAGCUGAAGAUUUAAAAGCUUUGAUAUAUGAUAGACUUAAUCACAAUUUUAAAUACAACUUAAUAAAACGCGAAAAAAAAACAAAAGAUGAAAAGGUCAAUAAGAAGGGAAAGAAAAUUUUUAAAACUCUUGUACACAAUUCAGAUAUAAUAAUUCAAGGUUAUUUUAUUAAAGUAAGAAAAGAUGGAAACUAUACAGAUUUAACCAGAAAUCUUAAUAUGUAUUUCGAUAUAAAUAUAAAUAAAGACAAUGUAAAUUCUAAUUAUGAUUUAAAAUUUCUUAAAUCUGAAAUUAUUGAAUUAGUUUCUAAACCUUUAAGAAGGCCAUAA
Molecule: messenger RNA, 804 nt
Organism: Plasmodium yoelii
Lineage: Eukaryota; Apicomplexa; Aconoidasida; Haemosporida; Plasmodiidae
Product: fam-d protein
Exons: 1
Coding region: 1-804 (267 amino acids)
Source: RefSeq, a predicted model, not a curated record